Molecule: messenger RNA, 1448 nt
Organism: Paramecium sonneborni
Lineage: Eukaryota; Ciliophora; Oligohymenophorea; Peniculida; Parameciidae
Source: the annotation of a GenBank genome assembly
AUGAUUGAACAAAGUUUUCUUCAUAAUGAAAAUGAAGAAUUUGGAGAAUAACUCCUUGAAGAUUUCAUCAUCUUUCAAAAAUUAGGAGCAGGUGCUUUUAGCAAAGUAUAUAAGGUCUAAUAUCAGGAUUAGAUCUAUGCUUUGAAAGUAUAGUUCAAAUUUUUAUAGGUUGUUGAUAAAUAAAUGGCUACUGGAAAUAAUAUUGUAGAUAAGCUCAAUUAAGAAGCCUCUAUCUUAAGCACACUUGAACAUCCAAAUAUAGUUUAAUACUAUAAGACAAUUGAAUCUAAGAGAAAACUAUAUUUUCUAAUUGAAUAUAUUGAAGGUAAAUCACUUUAAGAAUCUAUUGAUUUAUCAUUGACUGAAUCUUAAAUUAGAUCAAUCAUAUAAUAAAUAAUAUAUGCUCUUGCAUAUAUACAUAAAAAAGGUAUAAUUCAUAGAGAUCUAAAACCUGGUAUUAACAUUUUUUUUAAAUAGAUAACAUUUUGAUUGAUAAAGAAUUGAAUGUUAAAAUAAUUGAUUUCGGGUUGAGUUUUUAAACAAUUAAAUCAACUUCCCAUGAAAAUUGUGGAACAUUAAUUUAUAUGGCACCAGAAGCAUUAAUGAGAAAAGAAUACUUCAAAUCAGUAGAUAUAUGGAGUCUUGGAAUUAUACAAUAUAUGAUGUUUACAAAUUCUCAUCCAUUCUGGGUAGAUGAUACAAGAGAAAGUUUUAUAAAGAAAAUGAAAAGUCCUUAAUAGGCAUGCUAUCCUUAAAAUAUGAGCAAGUUUAAAAUAGACAUAAUCAUAGAAUAGAGCGGCCAUAUCAUUUUUUGAAAAAACAGCUGCAUGGGAACCUGAAGCUCGACUUACUGCUGAAUAGGCAUUAAUACAUCCUUGGAUAAGUGGUAGUAAUAAUCAAAUGCCUAUGUCAUCAAAAGAUAUUAUUUAAACAUUUAAAUGUUAAAAUGAAUUCCAUCAAGUAAUAUAAUAUUUGAAUAAUUUAAGAUGAUAAAAAUGUUGAUGAUUCUUAAAUUAAUAUAAAAAUUAAGUCAAAAACGAGAUGCAAUAUAAGCAUAAACAUUAAGAGCUCAUUCAUAAUUUUAAAAUAGUCUAUAACCUUUAAUAAUAAAUUGUAGAAAUCCAAGUUCUUAAUAAAAAUUGAAGACAGAAUAAUAAUAACUUUAACCACCAUUAUCUGCUCAUAGAAGUACCUAAUCAAGAUUGCAAAAUAAUUCAUCUUUUCUAAGUUGUUAAGAUGUAUGAAUUUGUUAUAAUUAGUAACAAAGAGAAGAUUUAAGAUUAAAAUAGAAUAAGAGCAAAUAGCAAUAGUUUAAAUUACCUCCGAUAAACACAAAAUCUGCUAAUAAUUCACCUUAUAAUAAUAAAUCUCAGUAGAUUUUUACAUUUAGUCCAUAUAAGAGAUCACAAGCAACAGUGGAACUUAAGAAGUCAUAAUUUAAAUUAUGA